Pediculus humanus corporis (human body louse) is the source of this 3615-nucleotide messenger RNA. RefSeq lists its product as uncharacterized. Gene Ontology annotation, biological process: oxaloacetate metabolic process; tricarboxylic acid cycle; malate metabolic process. Gene Ontology annotation, molecular function: L-malate dehydrogenase (NAD+) activity. The transcript is spliced from 16 exons. The record is from RefSeq and is a predicted model, not a curated record. Bases 1 to 3615 code for a protein of 1204 amino acids. Lineage: Eukaryota; Metazoa; Arthropoda; Insecta; Psocodea; Pediculidae.
AUGCAUUUUGUUAUCGCUGGAAGAAUAAAUUGUCCAAAAUUUUCUUAUGCCAUAAUGAUUGCUCAAAGGUUAAAAGAAAAUUUACCGGAUUUUUCAUAUUUGAAAAUUUGUAAAAAUGUCAAAGAAUGGGACAAAUAUUUAUUGUGCAUGAGAAAAGAAUAUAAUUGGUGUCACAUGGAUUCACCCCUCAUAUGGAGAGAAAUCGGUUUGAAAAAAGGAAAAAGAGAAUAUAUUGGUAACAUAAAUCGAUUUUUGGAUAUUUGUUACGAUUAUUACGGUAUAUCGAAAGAAAUAAUCGGUGGACAGGGAUUUAAAGAAUCCGAAAUGAAAUGGUUUAGAAAUCGUACGGAAGAAGAAUAUUAUAAAGAUAUCAAAUUAGAAGCUAAAAAAAAACGGGAAUAUAAAUCCAGGCAAAUAUGCAUAACUGGAGCGUCGUCUUUUGUCGCAGAAGUAUUAAUUAUGGAAAUACUACAACUUCGCCUUCAAAGUAGGAAAGAUGGAUUGGAAAUCCGUUUGUUUGACGAUCCUAAAAAAAUGGAAAAAUUAUCUCAUUCAGCAAGCGAUGCAAAUUUUUGUCCUGGUUUGUCUGGUUUUGGUAAUUGCAGAAUUGCACACACUUUAAAAGAUGCACUCACGAAUAUCGAUCUCGUUAUUGUUUUGGAUGCUUUUUUCAGAAAACCCGAAGAAUCUCUUGCAAGAUGGCUUAAAAGAAAUCGUAACGCUAUGUGUGCUCUUGGUAAAGCUUUAAAUAGUUACGCACCACCUCAUUGUCGCGUCAUUAUCGGAAGUCCGAGCAAUCAACCGAUUUGUUACAAUGCAACGGUUUUAGCCAGUUUUGCGACAAAACUUCACGUUCGAAACAUUGUCGCAGUUACGCAAGAUUUAGGAAGGGAAACUUUAAGAUUAGUAUCGUCCAAAAUAAAAGUACCCACAGCGGAAAUGUAUUGUCCACCCGUUUGGGGUUUUAUCGGAUUAAAUAAAUUUGUCGACAUUCGUAAAACGUUACAAAAUAAUGUUUAUAAAGUACCCGGACUCCGUAAAAAUUCAACAUUGCCACAAGGUUCGGAAGAAUUUGAAUUAAGAACGAUCGAUUGUUUGAUGACGGAUUCUGAUACUUGCGACAUACUCGUUAAAGUAUCCGAACAUAAGUCGGAAUCUUAUCCUCAAUUGGGAAGAUGGCCUUGCAUGGCAAAAGCAACGGCCAUUAUCGAUUUAUUAAAACUUUGGGGUCUAGAACAAAAAGAUGGAAAUGAUGAAAUUAUUUGUUUGGGAGUUUAUUCGGAUGGUACAUUUAGCAUACCUCACGGCGUUUAUUGGUCACAACCCGUAAUAUUAAGAAAUGGUUUUUGGAUGCCAUUUCCGGAUUAUCCGGUACCUCGAGACUACGAUUUCAACGGAUAUUAUUUAUUUUUAGCAAGUUUGGCUGCUUUAUACAGAACGAAAAUAAAACCCAGACGAUAUAGUUUUCCAGAUAAGAUAAACAAGAAAACAUUAAAAAAAUUUAAUUUCGAUAAAAUAAUUAAAGAAAUGGAAAUGCCGGUCAUACGAACGGAUGCGGAAUGUGUGGAAUAUUUAAAAAUUUUAGCCAAAAACGAAUUGGGAAUCGAUUUUUCCGAAGACGAUGAAAAUUUAGAAGAAGAACCGGAAGAAAUCAAAUUACCCGAACCCGUUAAAAGAGAAGAAUUAUAUUGCGAAUGUUGGAGAAACGAAUUGAAAGAACUACAAAAAGUUAUUUUUUAUAGGCCUUCGUCGACGGAAAUAGAAAUUGAUUUGAGCGAUAACGUUUCCGGUUCCGAAUGGUCGAUCGUUAAUCCAAAUUCAUCUUAUCAUUCGAUUACAAACAAAUUCGUGAAUGAAAAAAAAAAAAAUGAAAAGAAAAUGAAAGAAAAGAAAAACGUUGAAGAAAAACCGGAAGUCGUGGAUAAAAAAUCGGAAACACUUCAAAAAAAAUCUUCCCCGCAAACGGUAUCGACGGUUUGUUCCUGCGGCGAAUUGUCAACCGGUUUUAUAUGCGAAUGUUUAGGUACGAAGAAAUCCGUGGAAGGUGAAAAUAUAUCGACGGAACAUUUUUACAAAGAACAAAAUGCAACCAUUUUCGAAGAUGACCUCAAAGAUGUCAUCUAUGCAGACACGUAUGCAGAAGAAAGACGGGUGACGUUUCAUCCGGACGAUAUGACAGAAGAUAAAGUGAGUCAAUUACCGAGAAAAUUCUAUGGUAAAAAAGAUGCCAUACGAGAUCCCAAAGCGGUUUCCAGAAUGAAAAAAAUAAUAUUUAAUUACGAUGGUGGAGAAGGCGGAGAAGGCGGAGAAAGUGUCGUGGAAAAAGAAAUUAGUGAAACGAGCGAGGAAAGUGAAAAAAAUUCGGAUGAUAAAAGUGUGGACGAUCCUAAAUUUCACAUAAAAAUCGAUGGCGCGUCCUACGAUAUCAUCGGUGAUAAAACCGGUUUUGAAAAUUUAGAAAUGCACAGAGGUGAUAAAAGUAAAACAUCGGCAAAAAGUUUUAGAGAUAUGUACACGGAUGAAAUACCUCCUUCUCUUCAAGUCAUACCUCCUGAUUUUAUUAAAUCCGAUUCAUUUACCGAAUCUGAUACUCCUGUACCUGAAGAAACCGAGGGAAUGGAAUUAAAAAUAAAAAGUUUUAAAAGUGUACCGGAAAGCGAAGAAGGAGAAUGGCUGGGAGAAAUAUCGAUAUCGACACCGACACCGAUUUCAAUAGAAGAUGAUGUCGAUGCUGUUUUCAAAAAAGAUUUCUCUUUAUAUAGCGAAGAGGACAGAUUUAAUGAAUACAGAGGAGAAUAUGAUUUUUUUAUUGAUGGAGACAGAGAAAAAGGAGGAUCAGAAGAGGGAGAGGAAGAAGAAGAUGACAAAUUUUUAAAAAGAGGAAAGGUACCCAAAUGGAAAAGAGAAGGAAUACCUUUGUGUUGUUUGUGUCGGUGCGUUUUACCCGAAGGAUUGCCUUGUUGUCCUUGCGGUGGAACAACAGUCGUUGAAGUUUUCAAAAAGGAAUCCAUUGCGGUUUACGUACACAGCGAAGACGAUAUGGAUUACAGAAUCGAAUAUUUGGAAAAAUACAUUCCGCCAGAAUCGAUUGUUUCGUCUGAAAUAGUACAGGAAAUAAUUGAAGAACCGAAAGAAGUAAAAGCACUUCCGCCGGAAUCGUUUUUCCCAUUUUCACCCAAGAUACCAAACGUAUUUAAAGAAAAAAAAAGACCCGAAGAAUUAACAAAAAGUUAUUUGAAAACAUUGAGAAAUGAUCCGGAACCGGAAAUGCCGAAAAAAUGCGCCGAACUUUUAAAAGAAGCAAGAAAACAAAUGGAACAAGGAUUAUACAAAGUGAAAAAUAAUUAUAAAGAACUCGACGAUGAUUUGAAAAAAUUAUUUAUGGAAGCGUGCACGACCGAAGAAUCCCCCUGUAAAGCCGAUUAUUCAAAAGUUAAUUUAUUUCUUCCAGAUGGCAUUGAAGACUGGAGAUUAACGGUUCAAACGAAAUAUCGUGAAUGGUUUUACCAAGGACCAAAUCUUAAAGAUGAUUCUUAUUAUGAUAUAGCAGUUGAAGAAAUAUCAGAAGAUGAAUUUGAAAUCGAUAAAGAACUUGAAAUUUAUUUCGAAAUGUGA